AUGUACUCUCGCUUGCGUCGAAGAAACGACAUCGGACGUAGGGAGCGCUUGGUGGAGCUAUUCAACCGCAUGGACUGCAACGGGGACCGGAUCCUCCACGUCGGCGAAGUCAACGAAUACCUCCAACGCCAUCGCUACGAUCCAUCGGCCAUCAGAGAGUUCUGGAGAACCUUCGACUUGAACCAAGAUGGACAGAUAACCGCAGAGGAAUUCAACAUGGUCCUUGCCAGGUUGCCUGACGACAGCGUUGACAUCGAAAAGUUGCGGCGUGUGUUCACCUCGUUUGACACCGACUCCUCCGGCCGCCUAGAGGUCAACGAGGUGAUGGCAAUGCUCAGUGCCAUUGCCAACAGCCGUCCAGUCGUGGAGAGUCUCAUGCAACUCCACGGCAUUCCACCGGAGCUUGGACUCACCUUCGAAGACUUCGUCGCCUUCUUCUCUGAUCCGGCCUUCGUUUGA
Mesocestoides corti is the source of this 459-nucleotide messenger RNA. The record is from the annotation of a GenBank genome assembly. Lineage: Eukaryota; Metazoa; Platyhelminthes; Cestoda; Cyclophyllidea; Mesocestoididae.